This is a messenger RNA of Scomber scombrus (Atlantic mackerel), 2131 nucleotides long. RefSeq names its product zinc finger protein 568-like. Lineage: Eukaryota; Metazoa; Chordata; Actinopteri; Scombriformes; Scombridae. Gene Ontology annotation, cellular component: nucleus. The transcript has 2 exons. Bases 69 to 962 code for a protein of 297 amino acids. The record is from RefSeq and is a predicted model, not a curated record.
CGUGCUAGUAGUUGCUCGGUGUGUCUCUGAGCAGGACACGGAGACAUUUGAUUGGUAAUUAGACAACAAUGAGUUCAGUUCAACAUUUCAGAGAGUUAAUCAACGAGCAACUAACUGUUGCUGCUGAAGAAAUCUUCCGACAUUUUCAAACUAUGAUCUCAGAGUACGAAGCAGAGAUCAACCGCCAGCGCAGACUGCUGGAUAUCGUUUGGAAACCUGAGAUAAAGUUACACAGAACAGCAGAUGUCCAGCAGCAGGAGCUGGUGAUAAAAGAAGAGCAUCAGGGGUUGAGCUCCAGUGUGGUCCAGGAGCACCCAAACAUUAAAGAGGAGGGGGAAGCGUUCCUACUUACUCAUUUCCCUGUGCAGAAUGAUGAUGAAGAGAAAUCUCAGUUGUCACAGCUUCAUCAAAGACAAACUGAAGAGAGCAGUGAGUCAGAGCCCCCAGGCAGCAGCUCAACUGAACAGAUGAAAAUAACAGAAGCUGAUGGAGAGGACUGUGGAGGACCAGAAACAGCCAGGAUGUCAGUGUCUGGUUUUAAAUGUCUAUCUGGAUCUGAUGACAAGACUUCAUACUCAUCUGUAGCUGAAACUGAAGAUAAUGCUGGUGAUUGGAAGGAGACCAGGAAAUCUCAGACGGACAUAAAUACUAUGAAAAAAAAUGCAUCUGUAAACAAUAUAGGAUGUAAUACUGGCACUAAAUAUAGCUGCUGUAAAUGUGGUAGAAGAUUUGGCCAAAAGCACCAUCUUAAGACACACAUGAGACGUCAUACUGGGGAGAGACCCUUUGGUUGUACACUUUGUGGGAAAAGAUUUACUCAGAAGGGCAAUCUGACAAAACACCUGAUAGUUCACACACAGAAAAGACUGUGUAGUUGUCCUGUUUGUGGUGAAACAUUUGCACAAAGAGGAAAUCUGACACAACACAUGACUGUCCACACAAGGGAAAAACUUUGUUGGUGAGAGGUUGCCAAAGGGAGACAGAAUUGCAUUAAUGUCAAGAGAUUCAGUAAAAAGUCACAUGUUUAAAAUAAAUAAAGCUGCCAUUGAUUGAGGUGACGUUUUCAGUUGUAAUGAUUGAUUCCUGGCUUCUGUUCACAUUCAUUAGUUUACUAUGUGAAUAAGUAAUAUAGUGGCGAUCCAAACUUUUGACAAUAUAACAGUCAAUGGUUAUAUAUACUAAGUGCUGGUCUUGUUUGGACAUUUAAGACAAAUGUGGAAAAUUCACAGAGAAACUAUACUUGUGUAGUGUAUUUGCAAUGUUGGGACCCUGUCUUCUUCUUCUGGUGUUUUUGCGGAUGAAUAUAUGAAGAGGUGAAAAUACCUCAAAGUAGAAAACCAAAGAGGCAGAGCGAAGAAUGACUGGCAGUGCUCAUCUGCCUGCUCAACAAUGGGGAUUUAUGUCAUUAUUAAUAAUAUUCUGAAGCCUUUCACAAUGGCUAGAGUCAAGCAGCAACAUGAGGGCUGUAGUGAGAGGAGGUGGGAGACUACUGAGGAGAAGACCAAGGAUGAGGCGAGCUGGGUUGAGAGGAGCAAUGGUUGGUGGUGUCCUGGAGGUAGAAGGUGGGGGAAGCAUAUGAUCAGGAUGAGUCAGCAGCGGUGGGAGGGGAGGAGAAUGAGGAUGGCUGUUCCUCUGCAAGUGCGUCGCCACUACGCAUGCAAACCAGCCACAGUUGAGUGAGUUUGAGUUGGAGAUACUGAGAGUCAUUCACAACACAAGCUCCAUGUGUCUUGUGCCAUCACUGACCCAGAUGAACUUACUGCCUGCAGUUACAAUGAUAACAGUAGCUAUAAAAGCCAUGGUCAAAUUUCAUUUUCAUCAGACUGUUUCUGAAGCAAAGCCUAUGCUGUAGGCAACUGAAAAUGUGACAGAGAAUUGAUAACAUAAUCAGCCUACUGUAGUGUAUUAUUUCUGUUUAGUUCUCAAAAACUAACAUUUUCCUCGUUUACUUUAAAAUUCAAGUUAAGCACAGGCUAGUGUGCUCAAUGUCUGCAAUGUCCAGCCUGUCCAGUUCAGGGUUGUGUUUAUAUUAUUUACGUGACUUUAUGUGGGAAUUUAUUUUUUUAUAGACUUAUUUAAUAGAAAUCCACCAUUUACUGCAAUGCAUCAACAUUACUCUUUCGUUAAUGCC